AUGGGAAGGUGGAAAGAAAAAUACUUUGAUAAAAGAUUUAAAUUCUGGAAAAAAAAUAAGAAAAAAAAAGGAAUGAGUGAAAAUUUUGAAAAUAUUUCUUUUGUUGGUAGUCAAAUUGGAGGACAUCCAUAUAAAUAUAUGAUAUUAUGGUUGAUUGUUUUUCUUACAUCUUUAACAAUAAUUAGUGAUCCACCAAAAGAACCUAAACAACCUGAUUUAGGUUUUACUAAAUUUGAUGCUGAAGCAAGAAGAGAAGUUCUUUCAAAUAUUAAUUUUUUUGGUGGAAAUGGAGAACCAUGGUAUAUGGGAUUUUUUGCUCAUGCCUUACCAGGAAAUAAUAUGCUUGAUGUAGAAACUUUUAAUACUUUUAAAUCACAAUAUUUAAAAAUUUUAAGGACGCCUUUAUCUACAUUAAAUGAUAGUGAUAUUGUAAAAAAUGUAACAUAUCUUGAUAUUUGUGAUCCAUUUUGUACUUUCAAUGAUGUUGUUUUUGGUUUUAUGGAUGGUUACGCAACAAGAGGUCUUCUAGCAUUAUUUUCUGAACCUGAUCCAAUUUAUUAUCCAACAUCAAAAAUGUUAGGAUUUGAUGUAAAUAUUGGAAAACAUUUUUUUGAAAGAACAUAUGAUUCAAAAGAUGAGAUGAUUGGUGCAAAUAUAUCAGCUCUAUACUUUACAACAAUGGUAACAUCAAUUGAAAAAAGAAAACUUCUUAAUAUUUUAGAGGAAAAUGUUUUAAAAGUUGUUGAAGAAUUUAAUAAAAAUCCAGAAAGAAAAUUUAAUUUAGUAUGUAUUGGUACUGCUAGAGUUGGAAUGGAUGUUAAAGAAGGAUUAUUACAUGUUAGCAAAUUUUAUCUUACUGGAAUUUGUUUGUAUAUUGUUGUCUUUUUAAUGAUGUUUCAUUUUUUUAUAUCAUGGAAAUUUGAUUUUGGCAAAAAAACAAAUUAUUUAUUUGGAAUUAUAAUUUUAUUAAUUCCUAUAUUUAGUUCUAUAAUUGCUUUAAGAAUUCAAGUAUUAAUUUCAUCUGAAAUUAAUUUUUUAUUUAUUAGUUCUCCAUGGAUUACAGUGGCAUAUUUUUUAGCAACUUUAAAAUCAUUACUUCUUCUUCAAUAUUGGAUGUAUUAUAAUUCAAUUCCAACAGUAUAUACACAAACAGUUGUCUCUGAUUUUCAGUUAAGAAUAACAGUAAUGUUUGGAAGAUUCACAAAAAUAUUUUUUACUUCUAUGUUUUGUGAUGUAACAGGACUUUGUAUUGGAGCAUUACUUGUUCCUUCAGCAUAUAGUGAAUUUUUAUAUUUUAUGUUACUUUUAUCUCUUUCAAUUAAUUUUACCAUACUAUUCCUCCUAACACCAUUAUUAAAAUUUUUCAAAAAAGGUAAAAAGACAGAAAUGAUUGAAUUAGGAUAUAGGAUGGCUUCAAUUGGAAACAAUAAAAAUAUAAAAAAUAAUAAUAUUAAUCAUUAUUCUUAUACAAAUUCAUAUAAUCAUGAUGAAGAAUUAAAUUUACCAAAAAAUGUUUUAAGAAGUAGGCAAAUAAGAAAAAAAAUAAUACAACCAUAUUCUGAUUUUAUGACAACUAAAGUUGCUGCAAUAAUAUCAAUAAGUAUAAUGAUUGUAUUAUCAAUUAUUAUUCCAUACUUCUAUCUUCCAUUAGUCUUCUCACCAGAUUCCAAUUUUAUUUCUUUAAAUUUUAGGCAACUAGUAUUGCCUGACUCAUUGACAGUUGAUGGUUUUAAUAUAGUUGAACAUAGAGUAUGGCCAGAUUCACUUGCUACAGUUUAUAUUAUUCAAAAACCACCAAAAAAUUUUAGUGAUGAAUCUGAAUUUGUUCCAUUUAAAGAAAUGAUAGAUGAUUUAGAAUUAGUAAAAGAAAAUGCUGGAAGAAAUGCAAAUCAAAUGUGGUUAUUUGAUUAUAUGAGAGUAACAAAACAAAAUUGGAUUGAAACAAAAAGUUUAAAUAUGUCAGGUUUUAAAAAAUUUAUUACAACAUUUCCAUAUAAAGAUUGGCAAACAGGAACACGAUUUGAAUUUUUAAUUGAUCCAAUAACAAAUAAAGAAACACCAGUAAUUACUAAGAUGCUUUUUAUGGCAACUCAUAAUAAUGUAACAUCAAUAAAAGAAAAACAUACUCUUAUGCAAAAAAUAAGAAAUAAAGUUUCAAAAUAUCGUGAAAAAUAUGAUGUUGUUCCUUAUGACACUGAUGCAUUAAAUAUUGAUAUUGUAGAUCAAUCACUUCAAACAAGUAUCUAUAUCAAUGUAUGCCUUGUUGUAUCAUUAAUAAUAGGACAAACAUUUAUAACACCAAAAUUAGGAUUAGCUUUGAUAGGAUUAUACAUAAUAAUAUCAUCAUGUGAAUAUUUAUAUAUAUUGGUAUUUCUAUUUAUUGAACAUUUGACACCAUUUAGUAUCGUAUCAGUAUUUUUGGGUCUUCUUAUGUUAUCAAUUUCAUUGUCAAUAAUUCUUUAUGAAUUUUAUCACCUUAAUGAUGUUCAUGGAAGAAGAAAAAGAAUCAAUUUUACAAUAACAAAUGUUAUGUAUGUAAUAUUAAUUUCUACAAUUUCUAUGGGUUGUAGUUUAUUACCAUUAAUAUUUUCAAAAGUUUCUCUUUUUUAUGAAGCUUCAGUUAUUGUGGAAUGUACUAUUUUAAUUAUACUUUUUCAAGGUAUUUUCAUUCUUCCAAGUUUAUUUGGUUUCUUUCCAAAAUCCAUUACUAUGGAAUAA
Messenger RNA from Strongyloides ratti, 2718 nucleotides. Its product is annotated as Patched family-containing protein. The transcript has 4 exons. The record is from RefSeq and is a predicted model, not a curated record. Gene Ontology annotation, biological process: molting cycle, collagen and cuticulin-based cuticle; endocytosis. The coding region runs from base 1 to 2718 and encodes 905 amino acids. Gene Ontology annotation, cellular component: cytoplasmic vesicle membrane; plasma membrane. NCBI's taxonomy places the organism in Eukaryota, Metazoa, Nematoda, Chromadorea, Rhabditida, Strongyloididae.